GGAAAAAGGACGGCUCGCUGGUUGAGCUGUAAGGCUCAUGACCAUGAACUAACUAAAAGGCUGGCGUGCUGGUUGAGCUGUAAGGCUCAUGACCAUGAACUAUCUAAAGUGAUGGCAUGUUGGUUGAGCUGUAAGGCUCAUGACCAUGAACUGUUUGAGAUAAAAACGGGUGGUUCUGUUGGUGAACUGUAA
Molecule: messenger RNA, 192 nt
Organism: Racocetra persica
Lineage: Eukaryota; Fungi; Glomeromycota; Glomeromycetes; Diversisporales; Gigasporaceae
Source: the annotation of a GenBank genome assembly